AUGUUUGAAAGAGCACUCUGUGAUUUGGGGGCAAGCAUCAACUUACUGCCCCUAUCCUUGGCGAAGAGGCUGCAGAUCAAUGAGAUAAUAUCCACAGAUGUAGUCAUCAGAGUGGCUGACAAGACUCAAAAGCAAGCAAUAGGAGUGGUGGAAAAUGUGUUGUUAAAGGUUGGGAAAUACUUUUUCCCAACAGACUUUGUCAUUCUGGACAUGGAAGAGAGUCAUAUUCACCCAAUCAUAUUGGGAAGACCAUUCCUAGCUAUGGCCAGAGCAUUCAUAGAUGUGGAGAAAGGGGAGCUAAUAUUGAGGAUCCAUGAUGAACGGCUCAGCUUUAAUGUCUUCAAACUCUCACAAGAAGCAGACCAAGAGCACAAGGAACCAAGCAAAGAUCAUAAUGAGAUGCUGAAUGAGGAAGCAAGCACUAAAGCACACCCAACCUAUCUGGAGACCCCUUUGGUUGAUAAACAAGGGAAACAGCAACUACCACAGCUAAAGGAAAAGUUGGAGGAGCCUAAACCUCUAGAGGGAUGUGAAGACAACAUCAAAACCCCCUUAGAGGAAGAAGUCAUCAAGAGCAAGGCAAUAUCAAAAGACACAAGGAAGAAGGUACCAAGGAGGUGGAGGAACAAAAAGAUCCCUACGGAAGACUUUUCUCCAGGGGAUAGAGUGAUCUCAGCUUACUUCCCAGAUAUUCCCCCUAAUCUCCCUACUGUACCAUCCCAGUUACCUAAAGUCUUCACAAUCAACAGAGUUCUUUCCCUGGAACAUAUAGAGAUCAUUGAUACAACCAAUGGAUACAAGUCCACAGCAAGAAGGGAGGACUUCAAGCAUUACCAACCGCCCUAA
Messenger RNA from Arachis stenosperma, 846 nucleotides. RefSeq lists its product as uncharacterized. Bases 1 to 846 code for a protein of 281 amino acids. The transcript has a single exon. NCBI's taxonomy places the organism in Eukaryota, Viridiplantae, Streptophyta, Magnoliopsida, Fabales, Fabaceae. The record is from RefSeq and is a predicted model, not a curated record.